Molecule: messenger RNA, 4254 nt
Organism: Harpia harpyja (harpy eagle)
Lineage: Eukaryota; Metazoa; Chordata; Aves; Accipitriformes; Accipitridae
Gene: EMCN
Product: endomucin
Exons: 11
Coding region: 224-1132 (302 amino acids)
Source: RefSeq, a predicted model, not a curated record
CAAUAAAUCUCCUCCGUACUGAACUCCCAGAGGGAGUAUGUUGUGUUUCCUCCUGUUCUUUAUCAAAGUCCCCAAAAUAAGCAGGAAUGGGCAGUGACUAGGCACAGUCUCUACACACCUUUUUCCAUGGAGUAAUUAAGGCCUGCCUCAGAGUGAGAGAGCACUCCCUGCCCAGCUGUGCAGGGGAGAGCUGACACCACCACCACCACCACCACCACCAAGCAUGAAGCUCCUGGGGAUUGCUGCCUUUUUCCUAGCUGUACUCUGUGUUUGCACUGUAGGAGAAGAUGGUACUCCAGCCAGUCCCAUCAGUGCAACCACGUCUACACCAACAACGAAAGAUGUAAUGGAAGCUGUGAGCACAUCAACUUUACAAUCAACAUCAUUGCAAAUGUCAGUGCUGACAACAACUGAAAACAGAACUACAAAUGAAUCCAUCACAAGUGACUCCACAUCUUCUUCACCUAAUGCUACACAACAAAUAACACAAGAUACAACAACACAACUACCAGUAAAAGCGAUGACUACAACAGCAGAAAAAAGUGACAGCACAACAAACACUACACAAGCAAGUGUAACACAAUUGACACACAGUGAGAGUUUGGAUGCUUCAUCUACUAAGAGACAGUCUUUUUCAUCUACAAUCUCUCUACAAAAAACCACUUCUGCUCCUGGAACCUCAGGCCUUCACGUGAGGUCCCCCACAGAAUCGACAACUUUUGGCAGUACCGGAACCAGUUCUGGAAACAAGAAUGCGGCAGGGAGUGAUAUCCACUAUUCUAGUGUUAUCUUGCCAAUUGUCAUUACCUUGAUAGUCAUUACCCUCUCUGUCUUCUCGCUGGUGGCUUUGUACAGAAUGUGCCAGAAGAAAACUCCAGAGAGACAAGAGAACGGCACUGAACAGGCCCAGUCAGAUAAAGAAGGAGUCAAACUUCUUUCUGUGAAGACAACUUCUCCUGAGACUGUUUUUGUAGAAGUGCGUGAUAUAUAUGAGGUUGGCUUCUCACUGCCCUCUGCCAAUCUAUCUGAGCCCACAACUCCUCCUCCAUCAGGAGAGGUGUCACAAGGCAGGAUCACAGGUAAAGGGGGUCACGUUGCACUUGCAACUCUGCAGUUGACAGCGCUUUGUUAACUGCACCAAAUACUUUCUUCCAGUUCCCUUUGUCUCCCCCUUUCUGCAGUUCUCUUAUUUACUUAUCAAAGUAGACAAAUGUGCAUUGAAUUUUCAACCCGUUAUCAGAAGAUUAGUGCCAUAGUACCUAUCAAAUUGGAUUGACCAAUACCUUUAUGCAAGAUGCUGUAUAACUAUAUUGUGAGAAGCUGAUGGCUCAAGUCUCUCUUGAUACCUGCCAACUCCUAGUGUACAACACUAAAGUUUGUGUGUCAUCCUCCCCUAAAUGCAUUAUCCAGAAUCAACAAAAGCCCAUUUUUCACUGAUCAUGUUGUCCAGCAGUUUUGCUCUUGUUGGUAUAUUUUGCAUAACUAUACCCUUUCUCUCUUGAGGACAGCCUUCAAAGCAUGCAGGUAAUCUAUCUAGACAAGUUGAGCACCGCCACUGCUCUGCGUAUUUUUUCCAUCUGCAAACACAGUUCAGUGUGAAAUAAUUUCUUCAGUCGAUUAAAAUGUCAUCUAUUCUAAUGAAAUACUAAACACAAGUAUUUGUUUUUCAUUUCCCUUAUGGGAAGCAAGGUCUAAUCCAUUGUUUUUAGUGGGUGAUGGUUUGGGGGCAAGUUUGGUUUUUUGCAGUCUUGGAGUUUGUUUCUGUCAGUUAAGGCUAUUUUGAGAUCAAUAAAAAUGUCUUCCCACUUGCAACUAACCUGAAUGUUCUUCCUAAUUUGCUCUUUGUGUUGCAGCUGGAUAUUUAGCACAACAUCAAACUGCUAAGCCAUUACACUCCAAAAUUGUCCUAGACACCUCUCUGUGCAGUCUCAAGGCGCACUGUAGCCCUGUAUCUAAACCCAUGUGUUACCCUUAUUACUCGUGAACAGAGAGUAUCUGUGUGACCAUUUCUUCUCCAGUAUAUCAUCAUUCUCUCUUCAUCACUGAAUUGUUAGUUGCCACUAACGAUUGCAGACCCUAUAAUGCAAAUAUCUUCAGACACAUUUGCAACCAUGGAGUAGAGAUAACUUGGUUUUCUUUCAGAAUUCUUGCAGGCUCCUGCUUUCUUGGGAGUCCAGUGGCAAAGCAACGCAGAGCAUCCCUGCCUGUGUCGAACCCUCAUCGGGCAAUCACUGAUAUUAUAGCGGGAUGUUGACCCCAGCAAUAGUUUGUGGCAGUUCACUCUUUCAAGGGAUUAUGUGUAUAGCACCAGGAAAUCUAGAUAGGGCAUGUGAGUGUCUAUCAGUCAGUGGUGCAGUGUCAGGGUCUGCAGUAAGGCGAAUUCACCUCUCCUGUCCCGACCACUGCUGUGGACAGGUACCACUCAACCAGUCUGCCUCCUGCAGCCAGCACUGCCUCACCCAUUUCAUACUCUGAUCCAAAGCCUAUUGACAUCAAUGGGAAGUUAUCCAGGGAGCUAUGCUGGCUCUGGAGCCUCUCCUUAGACAUGUUAUUUUCCUGUGGUGCAAAGUAUCAGUCUUCCAUGUAAGUCUGCCUAAUUUCUAGCGUAGGCAGAGCAACUAGCUGAGAGUGGAACUGAUAACAAAGUAUUGAUAUUUAUUACAACUAUUGAAUAUUAUCUUCUCCAUGGUAAUAUAUUUCUCAAUGAAUUUCUCCUACGCCUUUUUUAAACAAUCAUGCCAAUUUCUCCCUUUCGUGCCUUAUUAAAUCUUGUAUUUCUGUAUAUUGAACAAGGAAGGUAAAGACAUGCAGAAAGAAGAAAUAAUAAAGGAAGAAAGAAAUAAAAAUAAAUUUAAAAAGAAAUGAGAGUUCUUGAAAAUCUCAUUCCUUUGUUAGUACAAAACUAUACAAUAUUUGCACUGGUUCACUUUAUUUUGGCUUUUCAAAACAAGAUUUUUAUCUCACAAAAACUUUUCACCUACCAAAAAUGUAUAAAUCUUGUUGAAAUGUUUCAUUUUUUUCUACCAGAAACUUGUGCUUGCCUUUUCUUUAAAAAAUUAUAUUAUGAAUUAUUGAAGAAGUUGCUGAAGGCCUUUUUAAAUGAAAUAUAACAUCAUCAGAAGUUCUGAAGUUCUCUAACUUAGCAACAACUUAUAAUGGUUUUGAAAUAAUUUUAUCCAAAAUUGAACACUUGGGAAGCGAACAGCAUUCCAGCACAUUAUUGUUGAACGAUUUCUCAUUGAACCCUAUUAGAUACCAAGCUUUCUACUCAUCUCCAAAAGGCUGCACUAAAUUAAAGAGCACUUUUUGCUGCCAAGAAAAGCUAUCUGAAAACCAUUGAUGAGUCUCUUCUAUUUUCUUCAGGAAUGCAACUAUUUAAUUUAACUUCUAGUUAUUUAAAUGCCUAAUCAGUUAAUUUGUUAUAAUCCUAAUUUGUAUUACAGUUUUCAACCCCAGGCUGUAGAUCAUAUGCAAGCUUUUUAAUACAUACUCACUUUUACUAGAAUGUAAUACAACUCUUCCCUUUUCUUGGCUUUUGUGUAUGGUUCAGACAUUAAAUUGUCUCCCACAGGUGAGCAGAGAGGCAGGAGGCAGUUUCCUGGAUGCAUUUGGGUUUCCCCACCUUCAUGCCUGUUUACAUGGGGCUCUGCCCAGUCUGGGGAUACCAUUCCCUUUUCACCUCUGUGUACGAAUCUCUGACACAAAGAAAUCCCACUGCCAUUCCUGGGACACGCAUUUGGAAAUAGGACAACUAUAAACAUGUCCUCAUCUGGAGGCUUAUUUGUCUGCCUAUACCUGCUGGCAGUGGCUCCGCUUCUCCAGGGAAGGAGGAGUGAGAACUGUCUGUAAUCCCUGACUGAAGUUAUUAUAUGCUCAUUUUCCUGCUUUGGAGGAACUGAGCUGCUGUGAUAUCGGCAAAAAUUAAUUUUAUAGUUGUAUCUUUUUCUUUUUAUAAUUUCAUGUUCUAAUCAUAGUUACAAAUUAAUUAAAGUCUUACGCCUUUUCUAACCCCUUGAGAAUUGCCUUGGAAAUACUUUGUGGUAGUAACCCACCAUUUGAGAGCAAAUCAUAGGGGAAAUAAUCUAUAAAAUGUGGAGAAAGUAGUAAAAAUCUGUUGUGUGGACAGUUUUUGCUGGUUAAGUAAAUCUGACAAGGAGACUGGCUAGUUUGUACAGUGGUCAGUGAUGUGUUCCUGCUAGACUCAUUUGUCCUUUUGUCUUUGCAUGUUUAACUGAUGCAAAUAUAUUUUCUGUU